This is a messenger RNA of Rhagoletis zephyria (snowberry fruit fly), 807 nucleotides long. The record is from RefSeq and is a predicted model, not a curated record. NCBI's taxonomy places the organism in Eukaryota, Metazoa, Arthropoda, Insecta, Diptera, Tephritidae.
AUGGAGAAGCGCAUUGAUCUUGAGAGGCGUGGACGCUCGGCCGAUUUGAUCAAGGAAAUUUGCCUGGACAAUUGCAGAAGUCAGUCUAUUGUCGGUUUGGACGAUAGCUUUUGCAACCUCGAAGUCUUAUCGAUGAUCAACAUUGGUCUCACUUCUCUGAAGAACUUUCCCAAGCUACCCAAACUUAAGCGACUCGAAUUGAGUGACAACAGAAUUUCGAAUGGCCUUGAACACCUGGCAAAUUCUCCAGAGCUAGAGUACCUUAAUCUCUGUGGAAACCGCUUCAAGGAUCUCGACUCAUUGGAGCCAUUGAAUGUUUUUACAAAGCUGGAGAUUUUGGAUCUCUUUAACUGUGAGGUAACCGAGGUGGAGGGUUACCGUAGUCGCGUCUUUGAACUGCUUCCCAACCUCAAAUAUCUGGAUGGGUACGAUAAGAACAACAAGGAGAUUGAAGACGAAGACGAAAACGAAGAUGAGAAUGAUGACGAUGACGAUGAUGAAAACGACGCAGAAGACGAUGAUGAGAACGCUGCCGGAGUCGGCGAAGUUGAUGCUGAAGACGAUGAGGAGGAUGAGGAAGACGGGGAUGAUGGCGUCGAAGACGGCGCCGAUGAUGGCGAAGAGGACGACGAGGAGGACGAUGACGAUGGCGCCGAAGACGAAGAGGAGGAUGACGAAGAAGGAGACGAGGAGGACGAACAGGUGCCAGGCAACUUGGCAGACAUUUACAAGGAGCAAGAUGAGGAGGACGAAGAUGAGGAGGACUUUGCUCCGGGAGAGAAUGACGAUGAUGAGGAUGACGACAUU